UAGAACUCUAACAGGUGACUUGCAUAGGACUUGCAUGCGAUGCAUUUGAUGUAUACACGCAUGUAGUAGGUACGUGUAAGCACUUCAAUACUUCUUCUCUGGGUACUUGCUCGAAAGAAACCAAUUCGUCACAUCUGUUGCAGAUAAGGUUUCGAGAGAAGCAAUUCGUUCCAUCUCUGUCAGAUAAGGUCUCGAAAGAAGCAAUUCGAUCCAUCUGUUGCAGUUCUCAAAGACAACAUCUCUUCAAACCCUGAAGAAACAAUUGCUUCUGUAACAGUUAAGUCAUGUCAGCACACGAUGACUCUGCUGAACAUGAGACAAAGUUAACAACUUCCACUGAUGCAGUUCGUAAACAAGACGCGGAUUACGGCAGCAUCGGCCGCACCAGACCUACUCCUAGACGACAUGGCUACGUUGCCGUGGAGGUCAUCGCUCUCCUGUACUUCGGAAACGCGUUCUAUCUGAUAUCCCAUCAACAGUUCUACCUCCGUGAGAGGGCAAAGCUCGAGUACGAUAUCAAUCAUUUCAAUGAGAGUCACAAGAGCAACAACACAGCCCGAGAGAACGCCAUACAAACCAAAGCUACUACUGAUUUGAUGAUCAUUACUCUAUGCAUGAUUGUACCUGCUAGUAUAACUGCUCUCUUGAUGGGGGGACUCUCGGACGUUUUUGGGCGGAAGAUGCUAAUGUAUCUCUCACUAACUGGGGCAAUGAUUUAUUGUAUCAAUGUUGUUAUUGUUGUUCGGUACAGUUUAAGCGUCUACUUCUUGUGUAUUGGAGUAGUGGCAUAUGGAUUGGGAGGUGCCUUUGCAACAAUGAUGACAGCUUUGUUUAGCACUGUAGCGGACAUUACUGAACCAGGGGAUAGGAGAUCAUGGCGUAUGAUUCUGCUCUCCUUCAUCCUGUUCCUGGCCUCUGCUCUUGGAGCGUCUAUUAGUGGAAUCUGGAUUGACAGAGCCGGCUACCUACAACCACUAUAUCUUAGUGUUGCUCUCGACAUUGCAAUGUUUUUGGUGGUCAUACUGUUAAUUCCAGAAACGCACCAGACAGCGACAUCAAAAUAUGUACUGAAAGAAAAUUUAUCGAUUAUUAAAAAAGGAUUUAACUUUUACUUCGCCCCGUCAAAAAACCGCACGUUAGUCAAUUUGUGCCUCGUGACGUUCUUCACUUCCUUUGCUGUGGAUUAUACGAAACAGAUGAUCCUGAACCUGUUCCUGCUCACCCGCCCCUUCUUCUGGUCGACGACCCAUAUCACUCUGUACUCUGCCGUUAGGGUGUUGCUGUCUUGGUUCAUCAUUUUAUUCACCACGUGGUGUCUCAGACGAUUCAUGUCCGGCCUCAGCAUGGCUCUCGUUGGUGUCCUGUCAAACAUCGUGUCACUUCUUCUCACCGCGGCCAGCACCAACGACGCCAUGAUGUACGUAGCGGGUGUGGCUAGCUUAUAUGCCCAGGCAACGGGCCCUAUAAUGAGGGGGUUUAUGUCUAGUCUCGCAGCACCUGACCAGCAAGGUUCCGUGUUUUGUGUGAUAGAGCUAAGCGAGAUGGUCUCCACUGCAGUGUUAACAAUGGUGGGAGGUCUGAUCUACGAGGCAACACUAGCGAUAUUUCCGGGCUUUGUAUUCAUUGCACUCGCUAUCAUCCUACUCUUUGUUGCCGUGGCUCUGUUCAUCGCCAAACGAAUCUACGAUCGCAGGGCAGAAUGAAGGGCCGAUGAGAAGAUAUGUGCACCAGGCGACCUCCGUAUAAAUGCAUACUUAGAGUAAAGAUAUUUGGAGAUGUCGAAUAACGGGUAAAACGCCGAACAAAAUUGCACAUCCUAAUGACUAACCAUUUUAAUGGAAGAUCCUGGUUAUAAAACAACAUUGACAUCCGUAAAAAGGAAAUCCGAUUAACAAGAAUCUCUACAGGUCUUGUAAUAUUUCGCCUGUCGUCAUUAAUCAGUAAUACUUGACAUUUGAAAAUAAAGUACACAAUCGUGAAACAAAAUAGCAUGACAGUUUAAUGAUGUGUACCUGUUCAAAUUAUACGUGUGACAAAAUAAAUGCACGUUACAUGAUAAUACAUUUAACAUUUGCCAAGAUACGAUUUGUUAAAAGGAAUUUUGAUAAUUCUAUCCAAAUAACCUUCUUUGGAAAGUAUAAUUAUCUGACUUAAGUAAACCACGUUAACUGUAUCCGACCAUAAUCAUUGUUACUAUCCAUUACUGGGAUAUUGGAGAGUGAGUUAUCUCCGUUUCUGUUUUCAUUCUUUGUAAAUGAUAUUGUUGAUUGUCUUAAUUCAGACGGGCAACGUAAUAUCCAAUUAGGAAUGAUUGAACUUUUUAUUCCAAUGUUUGCAGAUGAUAUGGUCUUAUUCGAUAGUACAGUAGUGGGGUUGCAAAGACGCCUCGACAGAAUGGAGAUUUUUUGUCAUAAAUGGAAAUUGGCUAUUAAUAUAAGCAAAAGUAAAGUUAUUGUAUUUAGACGUAGUGGUCAUCUUAGAAUAUAUCAAAAGUUUUGGUUUGGCACUGACAUUAUAGAAAUUGUUCCUACGUUAGGUGUUCCUCUUUCAUCAUCUGGUAGUGGGUACUUUACACAGAAGACACUAGCUCUACAAGCGACGAAAUAUCUUCUCGCUUUAAAAUCAGGCUCAAGGGAUUUCAUGAAACUUCCUUAUGAUGUACUUUUACAAAUAUAUGUGAUGUCAAAAUACUACCUGUUGUUCUCUACUGCUCAGAGAUACGGGGUUUUCACCCGUCUCAGGAUGUCAUCAAUGUACAUGAUAGAUUCUGUAAGAAUAUUUUACAAUAUGGGAGAUUUGUCCCCAAAAUAGUUGCUUGUGGUGAGCUUGGACGUUAUUCACUUAAAGUCAAUCAACAUGUUCGUAUUGUCAAAGACUGGCUCCGACUUUUUUCUCAAAAAACCUAAUAUAAUCCUUAGCCAUGCUUAUUCAUAUCAAUACAACCUGGCAGAAAAAGGAAUACAUUGCUGGGCACUAAAGGUAAAACAACUUCUUUAUUCAUAUGGUUUGGGCCAUGUUUGGAAUAGUCAAGGAGUAAAUCAUAUUGGUUUUAUUGAUAACUUUAAAACAAUAUGUAUUGAUAUAGAUUACCAACAAUGGUCCAGCAGUUUAAGAACUUACUCAAAACUUUCUUUUUAUUCUUGUAUUAAGCAAUAUAAUGUAUUUGAAAAUUAUCUAGAUUGUAUUCCAGUAAGUGCCUAUCGUAUUGCUUUGAGUAGAUUUAGAUGUUCUGGUCAUACUUUGCAAAUUGAAAAUGGAAGGAAGUACAAUAUACCUAGAGCUAAGGGACUAUGUCCAUUUUGUGUAAGACCUGAAGUGGAAUCUGAAUAUCAUUUUUGUUCACAAUGUUCAUACCAUGACAGUUUGAGACGUAAGGUUCUACCUUAUUAUUUUUACACAAAUGUAACUGUUGAUAAAUUUGUAACACUCUGUACAUCUAAAACCCCAUGCAUAAUUCAUGCUUCAGCUAAAUUUAUAUUUCUUGCUUUUACAAAGCGUAAUAACUUUCUUACUGGCGCUGAAAUUGUCUUACACUGAUAUCAUGUAUUGUAUAAUGGGCCGGUGGCCCCUUUACUGAAAUUAAGCUCCCUCUCUCUCACUGGGAUA
This is a messenger RNA of Haliotis rufescens (red abalone), 3606 nucleotides long. Its product is annotated as solute carrier family 46 member 3-like. Gene Ontology annotation, biological process: transmembrane transport. Gene Ontology annotation, molecular function: transmembrane transporter activity. Lineage: Eukaryota; Metazoa; Mollusca; Gastropoda; Lepetellida; Haliotidae. The transcript is spliced from 6 exons. The coding region runs from base 285 to 1703 and encodes 472 amino acids. Gene Ontology annotation, cellular component: membrane. The record is from RefSeq and is a predicted model, not a curated record.